AUGCAAUACCUUUUAAUCAUUCUACUGAGUCUGAUAUCCAUCAUCAAAGUGAUUUCAGGCCGCUCGCAAAACGUUGACUCUUUGCAAGAAUUAGCCUACACUCCGGUCUGGAUUCUUGAUGUAACGAUAUCGCCUGGCGGACGACUAGUUCAGCCUCUUCCGGCCAAAUGGAAUACAUUUGCGUACACGCUGGAGGGAACUACAGUAUGGGAUACGGGAAGCACAACUAAAGAAGUCCCGCGCUAUCACAACACCGUCUUUGAACAAAAUGGUGACCAAGUAAUUGCAUAUGUUCCGUCAAGUGCGAAGGAGGACUCUCGGUUUGUCCUGAUUUCUGGCAUGCCUCUAGACCAACCUGUGCUCCAAUACGGACCAUUCGUCGGGUUAAAUGCCGCCCAGGUUCGACAAGCCGUGAUGGACUACAGUACAUACUCAAAUGGAUUCGAAAGAGCGGAAAAUUGGCAGUCUGAGAUCGGUAGAAGCAUGAUUUAA
This is a messenger RNA of Cercospora beticola, 492 nucleotides long. RefSeq lists its product as uncharacterized. NCBI's taxonomy places the organism in Eukaryota, Fungi, Ascomycota, Dothideomycetes, Mycosphaerellales, Mycosphaerellaceae. The record is from RefSeq and is a predicted model, not a curated record.